ACCAGCUAAUCAAUAUACAUGUAUCUUGAGUGAAGAAAGCAAGUCCAAAUUCUUGAAUUUACUCGGGGAAUGGAGGCUGCUGCACCUGCAUCUCUCAUGUAUGAAGAAAUUGAACCACUAACUGAAACUGUGGAGGCAAAAGAUUGUGACACCAUUCUUCUCCAUGUACCUGGUUUCAGAAAGGAGGAACUGAAGGUCCAACUGACUUCAGUAAAUACUGUAAGGAUCAGAGGACAGAGAGAGGAUGAAAACAAUAAAACUAUCAGCUUUCGGAAAGAUUUCUCUGUUUCAUCUGAUUAUGAUUUAACAGAGUUAGUGCUAAGUUUGAAGAUGGCAUCUUGUAUGUUAGACUACCAAAAGUCACCGCUCCAGAAGGCAAGCAAGAUAGCAAAUUGCCUAUCCCUGAGCCUCCAACACCUCAGACUCCUGCAGACAAGCCAGAAUCUUGGAUGCCUGCAGAUAAGCCACAGCCAUCCCAGAAGCCUGCAGAUGAGGUUGACAAAGGAACUAAUGAAAAUGCAAAUGGAUAGAAAAUUACAUGAGGACUGCACUUGA
Messenger RNA from Coffea eugenioides, 555 nucleotides. RefSeq lists its product as uncharacterized. The coding region runs from base 70 to 555 and encodes 161 amino acids. The record is from RefSeq and is a predicted model, not a curated record. Lineage: Eukaryota; Viridiplantae; Streptophyta; Magnoliopsida; Gentianales; Rubiaceae. The transcript is spliced from 2 exons.